This is a messenger RNA of Trypanosoma rangeli, 1905 nucleotides long. RefSeq lists its product as uncharacterized. The coding region runs from base 1 to 1905 and encodes 634 amino acids. The record is from RefSeq and is a predicted model, not a curated record. NCBI's taxonomy places the organism in Eukaryota, Euglenozoa, Kinetoplastea, Trypanosomatida, Trypanosomatidae. The transcript has a single exon.
AUGGGCGGGGUUCCCUCACGCGAUGCGUCCUCUACCUUCUUCACUCUUUGCUACGGCGCGCACGAGGUGGGCCUCAUCCCUCUAGUUCAUCCUUACUUCCGCAAGGAAAGCAAGGAGUUGAGGGGGCAGUUUGUUCGUAUGCGGAACGAUCCAAGUGUGCGGUACAACUACAUGCGUGGUGCAGAAUACAACAUGAAGCAGCUACCACCGGCAUCCUACACCGAGGAAAAUCUUGACAAAUUACUUGAUGUUAUUGAUGCGACCCUUUAUGAUACUGCAAAGAAUAUGCUCGAAGAUGAGGAUACCCCACUGCGUCCUGUACCAUGUGCUGUUUGUUUUGUUUACGUCAAUGAUCGAGAGGGAACAGACUGUUUUUCAUUUUGCGGUCGACGCAUAAACAUCAUUGGACACUUCGGCUGCCACAAAUACGAAGACAGAGAGGACGAUGAACCCUGCCUCUACUUGCAGAAGGCCAUUUUAAAAGCGGCUGGGGAUCGUACUUUGGAGCGGGUGGUGACGCUUGCCGCGAUGAUGCUUAAGGAGGAAUUCUUCCGGGCAGCUGCAUCGGUUCAUAGGGGGGCGGAGGCAAUGGAACUGUUUUCGCGCCGUAUCUCUCAUUUAUCACUAAUUGUCCGUACACCGUGGAAUAGUUAUCCAGUGCUAAGGUUAGUGUAUGACACGGCUGCCGUUGCGUGGAGCGUGGAAAAGGUGCAGGAGUACCACGAUGCCCCGCGUUUUUCUUCCUACGAGGUACCAGAAAGCGGUGAAAGUGGUUUGAUGAUGCAAAUCGAAGGGUCAUUGCUGCACCGUUUUAUAUUGCGGGCGUGCUUAACAGUCAUCCCCUUAGCAGUGCGUGGGAUGUGGGGGCAGUUCAUCUUGAACGACACGGCGACGCAAAAUAAGGAGCAGGUGAUGACAAACUGGCUGAAUACCAGCCCGGAGGUAAACUAUUUUCUAGGUGGCACAGAAUUCACGUCACGGGUGAAGAAGCACCUUGAGAAUUUGCUUCGCGAGGUGGUUCGAGCACGUGAGACCCCAACAAGCGACCUGAGCGUCUGGAGCGCAGAGCAGGAGUGCAGUCAUGACGGCAAAAUAUACCGCAUCUUCGACUCACCACUUUGUGGACCAUUUCUCGCUACCGUCAAGGUGAAACAAUAUAGAUCGCAUGCUACAAGCAGUGGGCAUCGGAGGUCACGUCAGGCGUUGGAGCAGGCGUUAGAUAGCGGUGUGGCGGUUAAAAGUGGAGGUAGUGUAUCAUCUUUGAAGUACCCGGGGCACCCAAAUGUGGGAGCGCAAGCGCCUACCACACGGCCACUGCCAGAGUGCGAUGAGGCCGCAAACUCCACCAUUUCCUCAGUAUUCAUGUCUACAGGGUCACCAGUAAUCUGCCCCAUGACUCUGCCUGUCUCGGCGUUGCCACCUUGGACCAAUUCCCUUGCUUCCACACACCGCUCAUCUGUAGUGAUGCUGCAACAGCCGCUUAGUUCCACUUCAGAGGUAUUUCCUCUUUCUGCCAUGUCAACGUCAGUGGGCUCAGGUUUUCUUCCUUUCUACCAGGAAUCGCCCAAAGCAACGGCUCUCCCAAUACAGUCAUUUGGAAUGCCGUACGUUGUGCUCACCAACUCAGAUUCCGCGGCACCGCAUCAGAAUAUGAUGCCAGUGACCCCAAGCGUCACCACCAUGAUGCGCACCAUAGACCACAACAACGGCAACGAUAUCAGUGGCAGCGGUGGUAAUAUUGUCGCCAAGGGUGGUGGAGCGACGUUUAUCAACAUAGUCAACGGAACGACCGAAUUGCAGCCAGCAUACAUGCAGUCUGUAGGGAAUUACUUUUUGGUGACGGAUAGCCGUGUUGAGCUGGUACGUCCCGUACCCGUGACCUCAGCGGGUCACUGGAGUCCCUGA